CAUUAAAUUCAAAUUGUGUACAUAUGUGCGAGGAGAUCUUAUAUUGCGGUGUGUAUUAAUAGAAACAGUCUAUGCCGGCUAUUUAUUUAAUGAAGUGAAAAUGAUUAAAGCCGCAUACAUACUGUUACUGUUCGGUAUUUUUUAUCAAGUAAAUCUUAAUUUCGGCGAUUCUCUCGAAGAUGUGAAACAAUUACUUCCAAAUGAUUUGUUUGAAAUACCAUCAUCCAUAAUGGUAGUCAUAUUGGUGCGCAAUAAAGCUCAUGUUUUGCCCAUUUUUUUAACAUAUUUCGAGCAAUUGGAUUAUCCCAAAGAGCGGAUUGCAUUAUGGAUACGUUCUGAUCAUAAUUUUGAUAAUAGUAUUGAAAUAUUAGAAGCAUGGUUGCAAGUUGUUCAAUCGGAAUACCAUAGUGUUAAUGUAGAAUUUGAUAACACCAAGCAUCAACAUGAGAAUGAAAGUUCUUCAUUUGACUGGCCUCGGACACGUUUCGAGCACGUUAUCAAACUUAAAGAAGAAGCUUUAAAAUAUGCUCUAAAAAUCUGGGCUGACUAUAUAUUUUAUUUGGAUGCUGACGUCUUGCUAACAUCACCAGCAACUUUAAGGAAUUUAGUCAAUCUGAAAUUACCUUUGGUAGCGCCUAUGUUAUUAUCGGAAAGCUUAUAUUCCAAUUUUUGGUGCGGCAUGUCUUCUACCUAUUACUACAUACGCACUGAUGAUUACAUAAAAAUAUAUAAUGUUAAAGAGGAAGGUAUCUUCAAAGUAAUGAUGAUACAUAGCGCUGUUCUUGUAGAUCUUAACUAUAGAGGAGCUCAAUAUCUAACUUUUGAUCGUGAGCAAUUUCGGAGGCAACAGAAAAUCGAUUUACAUUGGUCUUCGACGCUAGGACCAUUAUGUCGGCGUCCCUAUGAAGGCCCUCUUGACGAUAUAAUCGUAUUUGCAAUGUCGGCAAAUUGUUCGAAAAUACCCUUGUUUGUCACCAAUGAAUUGCCAUUUGGUUAUAUUUUGCAACCUUUAGAUUCGAGUGAUUCUUUGAGUCAAGACUUGAAACAACUAAUAAACAUUAAAACGAACAUUAUCCACGAUUUCGAGGAAAUUAAAGAGGUUGAUGAUUAUUUAAAGAAGUAUGAACCUAGAGUAGAAAAAGAUACGAUGUCAUUGGAUCACAUUUAUUUAAUUAAUUUGGAACGCAGACCGGAAAGGCGUAAGAAAAUGCUGAAACUUUUUGAAAUUUUGGGUUUGGAAGUAGAAUAUUUUCCCGCAAUUGAUGGCAAAAAGCUCGAUCAUAAUAAAAUACAAGAAAUGAAUAUCAAAUUUAUGCCAGGCUAUGAAGAUCCGUAUCAUCAUCGUCCAAUGACAAUGGGUGAAAUCGGUUGUUUCCUAAGCCAUUAUUAUAUCUGGCAAAACAUAGUAGAAAAAAAGCUCGAUGAAGUUUUAAUACUAGAAGAUGACAUACGUUUUGAACCUUAUUUUAAAGAAAACGCUGAGAAGAUUAUAACACAAGCUCGCAGCUUAAAAGAAUAUGAUUUAAUUUACUUUGGACGUAAACGUUUAAAAGAUGAAUCUGAGCCUCCUGUAAAGGGUACCGAUAAUCUACUGCAUGUUGGCUACUCAUAUUGGACUUUAGGUUAUGUUUUAACCUUAAAGGGUGCUAAAAAAUUGAUAGACGCUCAGCCAUUACAGAAUCUCUUGCCAGUAGAUGAAUUCUUGCCUAUUAUGUUCGAUAGACAUCCCGUCAAAAAUUGGUCCUCAGUAUAUCCAAAACGCGAUCUUAUAGCCUACAGUUCUACCCCAUUACUUUUAUAUCCAUCGCAUUACACGGGUGAUGUAGGUUAUAUAUCUGAUACUGAAGAUUCUGUUUUGCUUAGUAAUGAGCCUUCAUCGAAUUAUACGCAGUUCAACCAAGCUCAGUUAAAGAGCGACCGCGAAUUAGAUUUUAUGCAGAUAAAGCAUGAAAGUACGCAAUCGCAUGUCAAGUCAUCUUCCAAAGACGAAUUGUAGUAUUCCAAAGCGAGGGACCGAAAUCGAACCUUCCACAUUUUGCAUAUUACUCGCAAUUUUAAAGCUAAACCAAAUAUUAGUAUUUAACUUUUGUUUCUUCUUUUUUGUUUUUCUUAAAAACUCA
Glossina fuscipes is the source of this 2120-nucleotide messenger RNA. Its product is annotated as glycosyltransferase 25 family member. The record is from RefSeq and is a predicted model, not a curated record. Gene Ontology annotation, molecular function: procollagen galactosyltransferase activity. The coding region runs from base 101 to 1996 and encodes 631 amino acids. The transcript is spliced from 6 exons. NCBI's taxonomy places the organism in Eukaryota, Metazoa, Arthropoda, Insecta, Diptera, Glossinidae.